Messenger RNA from Cladophialophora immunda, 3278 nucleotides. RefSeq lists its product as uncharacterized. The transcript has 3 exons. Lineage: Eukaryota; Fungi; Ascomycota; Eurotiomycetes; Chaetothyriales; Herpotrichiellaceae. The record is from RefSeq and is a predicted model, not a curated record. Bases 1567 to 2943 code for a protein of 458 amino acids.
CCCUGCGGCUGCCAGCUCGUCCGAAAGACCGAAUGCUUGACCCUUUCUUACUAAAAACACAAACCCACCCGUUGGUUCCCCUCCCCUUUGCCUUUCCCUCCAGUUAGUGUCUACCUUAGCCGAAGGAAAGGGACCUGGGGAGGAUAGUGUCGAGUGAGGUUGCGUUCGUGAUCUGAUCCUCCUGCCUCUUGCUCGCGGGCCUUUUUCUUUUUUGUAUAUGACUGAGUCCGUCUAGUGCGGUGCAGCCUCCAGGUCUGUGUUCUCUUCCUGGAAAUAUAUCCAUGGUUCAAUGGCUGGUGCUCGUCUUGUCUUCAUGACUAGAAUGUAUCCUUGUCUCAAACUCUCACCUUGAUCCCCAACCCGGAUUGCCUCUGACCUCUGCCAUCUGACCUCUGACCUCUGUAUCUAGCAGUUCGGCUACGGAUUGCUUAGGAUUCUGGGCCUGGUCCGCGGUCGCGUCGGGUUCUGACUUGACCGCCCUCUUCGACCCUGAUUCUGGUUCCUGGUUCAAAUCCCUUGACUUCGACUAUCGCAUGUACCAUCAGUAACCGCGGAUCACCACCUGCACAUAUCAUCGGCAUCUGAAAUUCUAUCACAAUUGCGCCAUGGCAUGAACAUUGGCCUCAGCAUCUUGUCCAAAGACAAAAGAGAAAACCUGGUCUUCUGUUGAGCCCCAGAGUCGGUUGUCUAUGCCUUGUAACAAUCGGCUUGGUUCUUCGAUCAUCAAGAAUUCUCUUAUCGGACUUUGGAGAAGCAAAAUCUUAUACCAAGACAUUCUGAGUCUAGGACUACCACCACGAUAACAAUACUGCCAGCAAAACCACCUUCAUCCCAUCCAUCUAGCCGCAGUCUCUCCUCUGGCUGUGCAAACGUCUUCGCUGCGUCAGGCGCUUUCUCUUGUCACCCUGUCUCUCACCUGGUCGUCUCACACCUCAGUCGCAUUAGACGGCGGGGUCCACACGACCAGUCUCGACAAUAUCUGAACUGACUGUCGAGUCAGUGAACCGAUAUCGUCUGCCGCAGACAUCCUCGACACCCGGCUGUGGCCACCAAAACCCCCAGACAAGCAGCAGCCUAAGGUCUCGAUUUGCUCGUGCUCCACCUCACGUCCCUCGAGGGUCGAGAUCUGUGCACCUGAAGCUGCCUCAUCCUCCGGGCCUUUUGUGUCACCUCAACAUUUUCGCCUGAUCAACGACGCUUCUAUCUUUUCGUCCCACCUUGGCUAGACGUCUUGUUUGGGUUCCCAGUCUUUGAGGUACCUGGUUGAGUGUUUAGUGCUCGGGGAAUGAGUCGGGUGUUAGAGUUUUCGAAGUUUGAGACUGUUUUCUUAAGUCGAGGACCUGGAGGGCUUGACAGUUCAGCUGCCGUUGGCUGCUAGAGUUUGAGUUCGCUUGAGCCGCCGUCGCUCCUGUCUUUACUGGAAUACCGCUGUUGUUUUGGAAGGAUCGCCUUGGACAGAACCACCCUGACACACGAGAACCUCUUUUCCACUAUUUGGGGUUUGCAGAUAUAUAUGUGUCUCCCGAUUCACCAUUACUGGCAUCGUUCAACAGCUUUCUUUCGAACAUGUAUCCGACAGAUCAGCAUCAGUUUGCUCCCCCAAGAGCUCAUGCUCAUCCUAUCCAGCAUCCCCAUCCGACUCCUGCUCCUCUGCAAAUACCACCGAUGGCACCCUAUUCUCCCUACCACUCGGUAAAUCAGAUGGCGUCAAGUAACAAAAUCCCUCUGUCCCAUAAUAGCAUGAAUGCCGUGGCGAACAACAACAGCAAUGGCGGCGGCAGCAACAUGCCGCCAGCAAGUCCCAGCCAUAGUAGCACGACAGAGGAUGAAUCGUUCUACGGCCUACCAGAAAUUCCACCAAUCUCCAGGAUCUGGGGGAAAUAUGGCUUCGCGGUAGAAGUCAUUCAACAACCCAAACGUGCUCGUAUGUGUGGGUUUGGCGACAAGGAUCGCCGUCCUAUCACACCGCCUCUUAUUGUCAAACUCCACAUCUUUGAUCCGGAGACGCAUCAAGAGAUUGAUUAUGGCAAAGUCGUGGAUCUGUCAAAGUUUAUCCUCGGCGUUGAUUUGUGGGAUGUGCACGGCCAACACGAAGACAACUGUGUCAGAAAUAACACAACAUCUCCCUCGAUCUCGUCCACUAUCACCACUCCUUACCCUCCAAUGACCGCGGGCGGUCUGCGCUCGUCGCAGCAACUUCGCCCCUUUGACGUUACAAAUCUCCCCAGUUGGCGUGGAGCUAGAGAUCCCGGAUCCUCGUCCACACCAACGAGUGUGCCCACGUCUGCCUCGUCUACCUACAACAACGAUUCCUUCGACCAACGUAGUGCAUCCUACCCAUACAACAACGAGAUGCAUUAUAAUGGUCACCAACAAAAUGGCUACGAUACCCCUUUACAUCACCGAACCUCCCCUCAUGAACCAAUCCCUUCGUCAGCUCCGCCGCUGCGUUCCGCUCGAUCCUCGCAAGAUCUGGGACAUUUAAACCCAGUCAGGGGCGAACCUUCAAAGAACCUCAUCGGUCAGUGCCAUACUAGUGUCCAAAGGCUGGACGAUGAGAAUAAAGAGGUAGGACUUUACUUCAUCUUCCAGGACUUGAGCGUUCGGACGGAGGGCUGGUUUCGAUUAAAGUGUACGCUGUUUUGCUUGGCAAGGCUCAUCAUGGACGAUGACGAGGACACCGACCCUACGUCGAACGAGCUUUAUCGGGAAGCACCCUGCCUGGCCUCGACAUUUACCCUGCCAUUCAAGGUCUUCAGUGCGAAAAAGUUCCCUGGAGUGGUGGAAACUACGCAUCUGAGUCGGAUUUUCGCGGACCAAGGGAUCAAAAUACCCAUUCGGAGAGAUGGACAAAAAGGAAAGAAAAGGAGUGAAGAUGAUGGCGAUGGCGCAAACGGAAAUGGUGAAUACGAAGGAGAAGAUGGAUCUGAGGAGCUGGUGUAGGACAGCAGUACUCCUCAGUACAGCGACAGUCAACCGGAUCGGGCUGACACUUGAGUGCGAUACAAGAUGGAUCGCAGUGAGAAAGAACCAGGGAAGCAAAGGCCGGGGGGAGGACUUUGGGGGAAAAGAAUACCUUUGUUAUCAGCCAGCGGCGUAUAUUGCCGGGCCGUUUUUGGGAGGCUCUUUAUGAUUCAACCAAAAUGGUGCAUAGCGUUCAUGCGGCCGGGUUAUUGCACAACAUAUUUCACUAUCCGAGCUGCAGGAAUAGAUCGUCUCUGUUCGGUAACCAUGUAAAGGUCUCAUGACACUUGUCGUGCAUAGCUGUAUAGAUGGAU